CUCUCUCUGUUCAUUUUCUCUCUUGUAGAGUUUUUCUCGUCGUGUACGUUGCUUUUGCACGGCGUAUUCUUCUGGAUUACGUCGUCCGUUUCUGAUAUUUUGAUUUCAUAAUGGGUUUCGUUAAAGUUGUUAAGAACAAACAGUAUUUCAAGCGUUACCAAGUUAAAUUCAAGAGGCGUCGUGAAGGUAAAACUGACUACUAUGCCCGUAAACGUUUAAUUGUUCAAGACAAGAAUAAAUAUGACACUCCUAAAUACCGUUUGAUUGUUCGUUUUUCAAACAAAGAUAUUACAUGUCAGGUUGCACACUCUCGUAUUGAAGGAGACAAAAUUGUAUGCGCCGCUUACAGUCAUGAAUUACCUCAUUUUGGUGUUAAAGUUGGUUUAACUAACUAUGCUGCUGCAUACUGCACUGGACUUUUGGUUGCUCGUCGAUUAUUGAAAAAACUUGGAUUGGACCGUUUGUAUGAAGGAUUAAAAGAAGCUAACGGUGAAGAAUACUAUGUUGAACCAGCUGAUGAAGGUCCAAAUGCUUUCCGUUGCAAUCUAGAUGUUGGUUUAAUGAAAACUAGCACUGGUGCUAGAGUUUUCGGAGCAAUGAAAGGAGCUGUUGAUGGAGGAUUUAACAUUCCCCACAGUGUAAAGAGGUUCCCUGGCUAUGAUGCUGAAGCUAAAGAAUACAGUGCAGAAAUUCAUCGUAAACACAUUUUGGGUUUGCACGUUGCUGAGUACAUGCGUAAAUUAGAAGAAGAGGAUGAAGAUGCAUACAACCGUCAGUUUUCUAAAUACAUUAAAUUAGGAAUUGUUGCUGAUGAUUUGGAAAAUAUGUAUAAGAAAGCCCAUGAAAAUAUCAGAAGUAACCCGAAACGAGAGAGGAAACCGAAGAAGGAUGUUUCAAAGGAACCUAAGAAACGCUGGAAUGCUAAGAAAUUAACGAAUGCUGAGCGCAAACAACGUGUUGUUGAAGCCAAAGCCGCGUACCUUAAAGAGUUACAAGGCGAAGAAAUGGAAUCAUAAACCGUUUUUAUGUGCUGAGUGUUUUAUUUCAAUAAAACUUAUACAUUUUAA
This is a messenger RNA of Sipha flava (yellow sugarcane aphid), 1067 nucleotides long. It is a transcript of the gene RpL5, whose product is annotated as 60S ribosomal protein L5. Gene Ontology annotation, cellular component: cytosolic large ribosomal subunit; ribosome. Bases 111 to 1016 code for a protein of 301 amino acids. Lineage: Eukaryota; Metazoa; Arthropoda; Insecta; Hemiptera; Aphididae. Gene Ontology annotation, molecular function: structural constituent of ribosome; 5S rRNA binding. The record is from RefSeq and is a predicted model, not a curated record. Gene Ontology annotation, biological process: translation; ribosomal large subunit assembly. The transcript is spliced from 6 exons.